Messenger RNA from Durusdinium trenchii, 2402 nucleotides. The record is from the annotation of a GenBank genome assembly. Lineage: Eukaryota; Dinophyceae; Suessiales; Symbiodiniaceae.
CACCUCCCCUGCCUUGAGCACAUCCCCAGCUGCUUCCCAUGAUCCGCGCACCUGGCAUUAAUGGUCUCCUGGGUGCUCUUCGGACCGCGAGACAGGUGCUCUCUGGGCGGAAUGCGUUCCAGGAUCUGGCUCAGAUAGAGGUUGCCAGGUUGGCUGCAUCGACCAGUCUCGGGCACCGCGAUCCUGGAGUUCAGCUAGAACCUUUGGAUUUGCAUCGAGUAUCCUCUGCUGCACUCUGGUGGUUGGCCUGCCGCCGAGCCAAGCGCCAGUUGCAGCAGGGCGCUGAAGUGAACUUGGAGCUUUGUAAGCUCAGCUUCCUGGUGAUUUUGGCGGGGAAGCUUCGGGAACUGGGACCUUUGCGCGGCUUGAGCUUUAGGUUGGCUGGUUGGGAUGUGAAGAACUGGAUGCAAACAGCCCUGCGCGGCGCCUUGCUCGACGGCAAGGUCAUCCCAGGCACCAAGAAUGGGAUCACUGCUCGCAUGUUGAUGAUGUGCAAGGUGGAGGCCUCCACGGUGUGCUCCCAAGAGCCCACAGCCACAGCGCAGUUCGAUCGUCUUUGGUUGUUUGUCUUUGAGGCCGACCUCUUGGAGAAGGAGCUCCGCGCGCGGAACGCCUUCCAACGGGCGCUGACCCAAGCCUUCCAGGAUGGCGAACAGCUGCACUUCACCGAGGCUGAGCUUGCCGGGGUGCCGGAGCAAUUCAAGAAGCGUUUCACAGGGCCUCUUCAAAGAUGGCAAAAGGGUCGAUUCAAGAUCCCAGUGGGUCGGGAGGCCAUGAACCACAUCGUGCCCUACUGCAGCGUUUCCUCCACACGACACCAGCUUUUCGAGGCUUACUACCGGCGCUUCGGCAGCGACUUCCAUGCCUCCGCGUUGGAGCUCCUACGUGCACGGCAACAGCUAGCGAAGCAGCUGGGUUUCCGCUGCUGGGCCGACUACGAGCUGCGGCCUUUGUCCGAGGUGGCUCAGGAUAGCCACGCUGCUUCCAAGCUCUUCGAGGACUGCUGGAGACACUUGGAACCAGCUGUGGCCUCCGCAGUGCAGAAGAUGAAAGGCAAAGCAGGUGUGCUGCAGCAACCAGAUGAGGCCUACUAUUGGACGCUGCAUGGCAGGGCAGUUGAAGCCUUGAAGCUAGCUGAGUACCUCCCAGCAGAACAGGCGCUAGAGCGGCUCGUGGACGUUCUAGGCCGUGCCUGCAACAUCACCUUCCGAGCUUUGCCAGCGAGAAGCUGGUGGCAGACAGGGUGGCACAGCGGUGUGCGCUGCUUCGAAGUCCUCGAUGGGCCACCCUUAGGAAUCGCCGCUGGCGGAGGCCGCUGUUUGGGCUAUGUCUAUGUGGAACUCUAUGGCACGUGGAGAGGGACACGUCCCUUGGCACCUGGAGCUUUGCUUCUGGCGCCUGGCCACGUGUAUUUGGGUCUCCAUCUCCAAGCCCCUUCGAUGGGCAUGACCAAGUUGCUGACUCCAGAGGAUGCUACGAUGAUGGCGCAUGAACUGGGCCAUGCGGUCCACAUGCUUUGCUUCUCUGGCUCCGCGCAAGAAUUCCAGGAUCUUCCGCUUGAUCUCUUGGAGUUGCCUUCCACCUUUGCCGAAGUCUUAGCCACAAAGCCAGAGGUGGUUGGAGAAUACGCCCGACACCAUCAGUCUGGAGAUGGGCCUCCGAACAGCUUGCUUCAAGUUGCGCAGGCAAAUCCAAACUUCUUUGCCCAGAAGUUGCAGAGCUGGAAUGUGAGUUUGGGGCUUCACUCCGACUUUGACGCCUUCGCCGCCACCCCUUCUGAGCUGCAGGAUAGAGCAGUGAGCUUGUGGCAGCGCUACUCGAAGGUGGCCGCCAGCGGCUCCUUCUCGCCGCUGGGCGAGGAUGCUGGUGGUUGCCUCGCCUUGGGGGCAAAUCAGGUGGCCUAUUUGCUGUGCUAUCUUCGUACUGCAACCUUGCUUCGGGGUAAAUCUGCCCAAGGCAAAUCUGCGCUGAAGAGGUGGCUCAGUCCCGACGCGGCGGGCAAGCUCCGGGCGCAAUUGCUGGAUCAACGGUUCAAUAGCGAGCGGUUGGCCACGUUGCUCCCAACACUUCAAGAGGAGGGCAUGUCACAGCUGCCUCAUCCCUUGCCGCCUCUGCCGUCAGAAAGCAAGCCUGGCCUCUUCCAAAAUCUUCGGUGAGCGUUCCAGAAGUUUUUCAGCCCAAAGCGGCUGAACGGGGUGUAGAUUGGAGAGCUUCAAGGGCUCUCAGCUGGAAGAACCAGGGUUAACCCCGUCUUGGACCAAACGAUUCCGUUGAGUUCUGGACGACUGGGAGAUGACCAUGGCUGGGAGAUAUCACGAAAGGUAGCUUGAGCUACCUGAGUUCUCCUUGCUUUAGCAAAAAUGUAUUACAAUCAGGAGUUGGGAUUGUGCAUUGAAUUUGGU